This is a messenger RNA of Uranotaenia lowii, 889 nucleotides long. It is a transcript of the gene mRpL47, whose product is annotated as 39S ribosomal protein L47, mitochondrial. Gene Ontology annotation, cellular component: mitochondrial large ribosomal subunit; mitochondrial ribosome. The record is from RefSeq and is a predicted model, not a curated record. Gene Ontology annotation, molecular function: structural constituent of ribosome. NCBI's taxonomy places the organism in Eukaryota, Metazoa, Arthropoda, Insecta, Diptera, Culicidae. Gene Ontology annotation, biological process: mitochondrial translation. The coding region runs from base 66 to 866 and encodes 266 amino acids. The transcript has 3 exons.
UACAUGCUUGUCACGUUUUUAUUAUUGUAAAUUUUCAACAGACGUUAAAAAAUAGUGUUUAAAAGAUGAGUCUUUUUACCCGGAUAUUUCAAACUUCUAGAUGCCUAGGAAAGUUAACUCUCACAAGCGGAAGUCAAGGAAUCUUACAUUUCUCGGCAAAUCGCCUGCCGGCUCGAGUUCUUGACGUUCCUUGCAGAUCAUUCUCCAAGACCGAGCAUCGCUAUGAUUUGAUGGAAUUCUUUGAUGAUAAGAAAAAUUGGGGUGAAAAUGAAAUCAAACACGGUCGUUCCUGGAAAAAGGACGAGCUGAGAAUUAAAUCCAAUACGGAUCUUCACAAGCUUUGGUUUGUUUUGCUUAAAGAACGUAAUAUGCUUCUUACUAUGGAGCAUGAAUGUAACGAAAAAAUGGAACUAUUUCCCAAUCCAGAGCGGAUUGAUAAGGUGAAUGAAUCAAUGAAAAAUUUAGAAGAUGUUGUAAGGGAGCGCAAUCGAGCUUAUUACGAGCUGGAAACAGGUGAAACAGGUGAACGUCCGGGAGAAGUCGUUGAAAAUCAGCUGGGAUUGCGUUUCUAUUAUAAGAUGUUUGAACACGUUAUUCCAAAAUUCGCCAACAAAGCGUGGAAUGAAAAACAUAACUUUUCCUAUCGUGGUUCGGCAGUGAGAAAAUUCCUCAAACUCUACCGCGAAAAGUUGUACAACGUAAAGCGGAAGCAACGGAAUCGUGACCGCAACGAAGUUAUGAGUUUGCUGAAACGGUUUCCAAAUAUGGAUAGGAUUGCCAUCGCCGAAAAAUAUCCAUCAGUAGAUGUCGACAAGCUGAUGAAACAAAACAAAAUUCGAGGUAAUUGUGAUCCGUUGAAAGUAUAAAUAUCAAAAUAUUUUAUAAGCUA